AUGACUUCUAAGGGCCCAAGUAUAGCUCCUAGGCUGCAUAGUUUAGCUCCAUCGCCUAUAGCUAUUGCUAAUACACCACCUUCUGCGGACAGCCCACCGCAGUUUUUGCGGACAGGGGCACCUCAAGCGAAAAAAGGGUCACCAGGAGAUACUUCUGGCGGAUCGGGAGUAACGCAGAUAAUAACGUCCAAAGAAUGGGUUUUACCCCCUAGACCUAAACCGGGAAGAAAGCCCAGUAUCGAUACACCAGCUUCGAAACGGAAGGCACAGAAUAGAGCUGCCCAAAGAGCAUUUAGAGAAAGGCGAGCAGGACGAGUCCAAGAGUUGGAGGAGAAGUUAUUGGAGGUGGAGAAGGAAAGAGAUGUCAAGGAAAUGGGAUUGGUUAAUACCAUUAAUAAGUUGAAAGUGGAAAAUCAGUUUUUACUUAAAAGUAUAGAUCAAUUGAGGAACGACAUGAAUGCACUCAAAAGUGCGAAUGGUGGCAAUAGCCAAGUGGGUAUGCAACAGAAUACAAUGCCUUCGCAAUAUAACACUAUAUCUCACUUCAAGUCUAACCCAUCGCCGAAUAGCCGUUCUACGGGGUCGCCAUCGGGGUCCUCGUCGUAUUCUGUGCAACAGAUAUCGCCAGCACCUUCCGCUGACUCUCCUCCAGUAUUUACCAAUGUUUCCGCAUACCAUAGUUUGUCAACACCCGCUUCGAAUAAUAACUCACCGGACAAGCGAGUGGUGAAUAAUGCCACCUCGAGUUCGUUCGAUUGCGGCGUGUGUGUUAAAGAAGAAUGUCUCUGUGAGACUGUGGGAUUAAAAGAUCCUGAGCCAGCAAAGAAAAUAUCAUUGGAAGAGACAAUCAAGGAAUUCAAGCCAAUGCCUGCUGUAUCGUUACGUAAUAGAAAAAGAAAAUUGACUGACCUGGUGUCUAAGGAGAUCGAUUUCACUAAGAAGUUCUCAACUGGUAAACCAAUGCCAGACUUGAAAAAAUUAAAGAAACAAUAUAAUAAUAACGCUAUGCUUGCUAAGAACAAACAUGUUUCUGAGCCAGCCUCACAAUUUGACGAAUCAUCUCCGGUUGACAAUUGUGGAUUCUGUAGCGAUGAUACCCCAUGUGUGUGCCGUGAAGCCGCCAAGGAAGCUGCAAGAUUCAAUGACACAUUAAAUGAAGCCCAUGAGGAAAAUAAUGAUACGGCAACGUCUUUACCACCAAUCCAAUUGAAUUCAAACAAUUUCCGUAAGAGUUCUUUACCAGUCAUGCAUCCAGGUCCUUCGGUAGAGAUUCGUGAUAUAACAAACUUAUCUCCAGGAGCAGUUCCAACUGUUGUUGCUUCAACUACAAGAGCGAAUUCCUCUGUUUUCUCGAAUGAGACUCCUGAUAAGGAAUUCUCUCCAGCUCCUGAAAAGAAAACUGGUGGCUGCACAGGUAAUCCAGGGACUUGUGAACAAUGUCAGAUGGAUCCGAUGUCUACUCUAUUUUGUACGACUGUUGCAAACAAAGAAAAGGAUGAAGAAAAAUCUAGAUCCAACUCUACUGACGCAGAUUCAAAGUCUCCAGCAUCUCUGAAAGAAUCAAAUACUUCUCAGAUAUCAAGACUGAGCUCAAAGACCAGCUUACCAUCAAUCUCUGUCUCCAAUUCUACCAGUUCUACUUCAUCAGAGAGAAGUGAUAUAUUUAUCCCUUGCUCUGAUGCGUAUCGUACUUUGUCUAGACACAAAAAGUUUAACUCGGUUGAUUUCAGCACUUUGGUUGGGAAAUUAACUACUAGAGGAAUGCAGGUAGAGGUCCAAUCUGUCGCUAAUGUUCUUCGUGAAUUAGAUAGAAGGGUUUACAACUAG
Molecule: messenger RNA, 1827 nt
Organism: Debaryomyces fabryi
Lineage: Eukaryota; Fungi; Ascomycota; Pichiomycetes; Serinales; Debaryomycetaceae
Gene: HAP43
Product: Hap43p
Exons: 1
Coding region: 1-1827 (608 amino acids)
Cellular component (GO): RNA polymerase II transcription regulator complex; nucleus
Molecular function (GO): DNA-binding transcription activator activity, RNA polymerase II-specific; transcription cis-regulatory region binding
Source: RefSeq, a predicted model, not a curated record